AGUCACAAACCGCCUCCCCAUGAAAACACCGGACAGACUCACAGAGAGGGAUCCUUGGCACAUUGCGGUGACAUCCACAACUCAACGAAAAGAAGCCCUUCAACAUUUCAACGACAAGGUAACAAGCCGAUUAAUUUAACACAUUAAUAUUUCUCUAGAAGCAGCAGUUAAUGGCCCUUUGUCGACCUUUUGUGGUGUUAAACAUAAACAGUGUGUUACUCAGGCUGUGCUGAGGUGUCUGUGGGUUCUGUCUGCUGUAACGUUAGCACCAACUCCACACAGCUGCUGCUGUUGUAACGUUAUGCUGCGUCCCUCCUGGUAUGCAUUGUUCUUCCCGUUAUAUGCACAGCCAAACCACCCAAUGUUAGCUGACUAAACCGCCCCCGUGGCCUCGUACUGAAGCAUUUUUCUCUAUUUCCCCUCGUUAUCAUUAUAAUCCUGAUACAACGUGAUAGGUAAGGAAGCUACACUCAGUCCGCGCUGGGUUCAUUUUCAACUCGAGGGGUUAUUUAUAUUAGAGUUAUGGCAAUAAAACAGCAGAUACGAGAAUUAAAAUUGUUAAUAAAAUGCUAACAGGUAUGCUGUUUCGUGCUGAGAAUACACGACCCCAGCCCAGUUUAGACCGCCUUUUAGCAUACGAGCUAGCUAGCUUAAAUGUUGAAGACGCCAGCUUGUUAUCUAUUUUUAGGUGGUCAGACUGUAAGCUCUUAAGCCACUCUUAACAGUGACCAAUGAGGCCUUGUUUUGAAUGAAAGAACUGUGUUUUUACCACAUUGAACCACCUGUGUCCGCCAUGGUUUCGAUGUAACGCUAUUCCCAGGUGUGUCUGUGGAUGUUACACUAGCAGUGGAUAGCCAAAUAUUCCCUCAUCUGAUCUUCCUCCCUGCUUGUGUGUAAAUAUUAACCCAGAGCAAUAACUGUAGUCAAACAUUUGUCUAUGUUCUGCCUCUGUUGGCAGGGUCACAUUUGGGAUCUGUGUUUCUUUUUCCCUUGGUUUAUUCUCCUCAGAGGAGGGCGGAACGAGUGACUCGUUUUAGCCUCGUUUUUUUUCCGCAGACAUGUCUCUUUCCUCUUUUGGGGAAAAAAAGGGGACAAACUUGAUCGAGGGUUGUGUCGUUGGAAAAAAUACACGUGUGCUCUAUUGGCAGGAAUCAUUAAGUGCCAACCAAGCUGGAAAAUUAACACAAAAACCAGAUCAUGGACGUUUGAGAUACAAAAGUAGAUUUAUACAUAUGUGAUGACUUCUUUAAACAUUUCUCCAUCAAUCCAUCAUACUUCUGACAUCCUUUUUUUUUUUUUUAAUUUAAUAUUUGUUAAAUUUUUAACCACAAUAAUGCAUCUCAAUACAACUAAUUUCUUUUCCUCCUUCCAGCCUAAUGAGUAUUUUCACAUACAUUCACAGAUAAUGUAGGAUUAAAGGUCCUCACACACUAAGACCGACUUAAAUAUACAACGCGAAAUUACGAAAUAUUCAGAGGCGAAUUUUGAUGCGCCUGACUAGACACAUCAAGCGCAAUGCGAUUUUGUGACUUUCCAAGGGGAAAAAAGACAGGUCCCGGGUGGAAGCGAGAAGACUGACACAACACCAGACUGAUUGUUUUUCAGUUCUGAUUAGACACUAGUGUUGAGAUGGCUGUCUGUCAUGAUAGCAUGUACUGAGUCGGGGCCAGUACCAGAUAAGCACAUUAAACUGUAAUCCAUAAAUGUAAGGUAACAACCGAGACCUUACGGCGCUGUGACGGCAACGCAAUUGAGUUUGAGACAGUGAAAAUACAUAUGGUAUGUUGUAUCUGAACAGGUUAGCUUACGUUACUUACGUUAAAGUUACUUAGCAGAGAUGAAAGUUAAAACAAAAACGCUUAGCAAACUGUUAAAGCACACAAACUAUCCAAAACAAUCAGCCAUGUUGGAUAUACCGGUGAAUCAGACGUCGCAACAACACGCAAUGUGAUUGGUCAGAAGUGGAAACACUGUAUGCUGCUUUAGAAAAAUCAAACGUGAUCCGAAAAAAUAAAUGCUGCAAUAUCACAGGACGGGAAAACGUCGCUGAUGUGAACGCUCGUAUUGACAGGACAGGUUCGAGAAAAAAAAUACUGACGUCCGAAAUAAUCGCACAAUAAAAACGGUCCGGGUGUGAAAGGACCUUUUAGUCAAAGAGAAUAAUCAUAGUAAUCAUCAAAAAUAACCAAUGUCCGCUUCAAAGUACAGAUUUAUAGGCACCAAUUCUACUCAGGAUGACAGUAUUUUGAUAUGAAUAGAAAGUACUUACACUAUUAACAUAAACUUUCAUUGCAUCAAUAAAAGUACCACAAGUUCCCAUCUUUCAAUAAGCCUUAGUGAAAAUGUGAUCUGCUCCAUUUGAUAAAUAUCCCAGACUUUAUGAAUUCAGAUAUUGUAUGAGGGAGGUUCUGGUUUCAGCCGUCUGAUGGUUAUAGACUUCAAGGCUGCAGUCAAUAAAUAGUAUGUUUAAGAUGUAUUUGUCUGACCUCCUGUCCAAACCCUCAGGCGUUACUCCCAGUAUUGCAACCUUGAAGUCUUGCAGGAUAUUCAUUUAAGAAAAAACCUCCUUCAGGGUGUUGAAAACCUCCAUCCAAAACACACUUAAUUUAGGGCAUAGCCAAAAUAUGUGGAUGUAUUUAGCUAUUUGGGCUCCACAGUUUCUCCAACAUGAACUGGGAUAUUGUGGACCCAUCUUGGACUCUAUCUCUGGUGUUCUGAAAUAUCUAGUUAUUCUUUUCCAUUUGAAAUCCCCCCAUGUAUAAGAAUUUGUAACCAGAUACAUACAUUGUACCAAUCCUCCUGAGAAAUGUCUAUGUUUGCCUCCACCUCACAUCUCCCCUUUGUUUGUAAAGAGUUAUUUUGAUUGUAGACAUACAUUUUAAAAGUUAAUUUCCACACUGCUGCUUCCCACACCAUCCACUAAGUCCACAGUAAACCUCCAGGACGGAUAGAUGAGCCAAGAGAGACAGUGAUUGAAACAAACAGGGAGUUGUCUGAGAAGCGGAUCUGGUGAGAAAGCAGUUUUUCACAGACAUAAACAGUGUGACUGCAGUGAGAGUCUAAAGGGGGCAAAAUGUUAAAGGAAGUCAAUGGGGUCUAUUGUCGGCACUGCAUGCAGCCCAGUUGCAGAGCAAGCCUCAUUGCUGAAGCUGAGCAUGUCAGAGUAUCAACAAGUGGAAACAAUGAGUUUUCUGUAGAGGAGGCGGCCAUGAUUCAACCCCAAGAAAGUGUCUCAGCUGAAACCCUAACCUAUCUGACUAAUAGUAGCUUAGAUGAUUCAUUUUGUCCAUCCUGAAGAAAAGCUAAUGUAUGGCUGUCAUCCUUAGAGUACAGUUUAAUUGUUUUCAUAUUCUGAAAAUAUUCAAUAAAACUGUUUAUCAAGCUUAAUCUGCCCUAACAAUACAUCUAACCAAUAAGACUUCUCCCUUAAGGGGGAUUUCCAUUACUUUAAUUAGCUGCAGAUUCCAUCAUGACCAGUUUAGAAUUUAAAUCAUCUUAGCUCUACUGGAUAUGACUCAUUCUCAACUUAAGAUAUGGCAUGUCUUAGUUUACUGGUACUUGUAAUUCUCUUAGUCGUAUUUAUACUUAUCUGUUGUAACCAGUGAUGUUGGCAAGCUGUGCAAAUUUCUGAUCUUAAUUUUGAAGGGAAAACGUAAAUUGAAAUAGAGCACAUCAAUAAUACAAGACAAGGGCAACGGAUAAGAUUUAUACGGACACUCAGUGACAAGAAAAAAGAUAAAUCAUAAUAUCUGACCAGACAGGGACAGAUAAUAAAUUCACUUGAUAAAUAAUCUUAAUUUAUGACGGCUGUCUGUGACAAAGACCAAUAUUUGGUCAUUUUGAGACCCAGUUUCUAAAUUGUAUCAAAUAUUUUGCUGUUGUUUUGAGAUCUUUUUAAGAAAAACACCAAUAGACUUUUAUGUUGUUGAGCAGUUUUCACUUUCUUUCACUUUAACUUUUUUUCCCCUCAUGACCACAUACGUAGUACGGAGCACAAACAAAUAUUAGACGAGACAAAUAAUCAGACGUAGCAAGCAGGCAGUAGGGCUGUGCGUACUUUUUACAUAUAUCUCUGGCCAAAACAUAACACAUGGAACAAAAAGUAUCAUUUAAACAGAGGAAGGACAUGCCUCAGGAAGGCACCCAGCUGAUAUAUAACUUUUUUUAUCUGACUGUAAUAACAGGAUUAGUUUAAACAUAGAUGAGCGACAAACAUAAUAUUUAGGAAUGUAUUUUUCUCUUAGAUAUGCGAUACAUGCGAUACUUGUGCAAUCCAUUCCCUCACAUAUUUGUUUGCUGACUGACUAGCUGUUGACCAACCCUACUCCCAGGUGAACAGAGUUUGCAUUAAGUGCUUGAUUAUGUUUGUUGUCCUAAUAGACUGACCCAGUUGAAGAAAAUCUGUUUUGGAUUCAAACACUGCUCCAUUAGUGUCUUGUUACUGUUUCAGUUUUUACUUCCAAGGAAAGAUAUCCCACUAUUUGGGAUAUUGCACUUGUUCUUUCAGGCUUAGAUACCUCAAGGUAACCACCGUGAGCUUCCUCUGAGGAUAAUAAGUUGAAAUACAGCUGAUAUUUGAGAAUCAAACAAAUACGAGUAUCUAUCUAUCUGCCUCUGUUAGUGUAUUUUGAACCUCAACGGUCACCGUAAUGGUGUAAUUCUACGACUUAAUGGCCUUUGUCUGUUUGUUGGUCUUUGGUAGUAAAUGGAGACGGCCAGUAGCCAUUGAUCAUUUGAUUUCCAUAAUAGAUUCUGCCUCCAGAGCACCAAUACAUAAUGGCUUUAAUCUUGUUAGGGCCAUAAUUAGAAACACAUGAAGUCAAACUACCACUCACAUGAUGUCCCAGUUUCCUGUGGCCUAUACUGCUUUUUUCAAAUCUAGGCUAUUAGCAGUUGGGUGUAGCCUAUUUUGUGCUUUUUAGACUGUAAACUAUGCCACAAUAAGAGAUCAAAUGUUGAUUAUCUUUGUGGAACAGAAAGGCAGUGUUUAGUCAGUCUGAUGUCAUUUUCCUAUCGUGGGCUUUGUAUGAAUAAGUAAAGAAAGCCACCCAGACUUCAGAAUGAAUGCUGCACAGUUUGACAGUAAGGGAGCAUGCGUGAUGUAGUUGUUUAUAUCGAACCAGUUGCUGCAGAGAAAUAGUACUGAUGUGCAUCUGGAUAAGAGUGAGGAAGGAGAGUUUUUGUAAGGAAUUUUAAGUAGUGCAAGCUGCCUCUUUGUUGUCCUGCUUGUUGUGGGUUUGUCCUAUUGUCUUGCCUGCAUGGACCUGAGCUGACAAACUCUCUGCUCUGACUUGUUUCAUGAAAUCUUCUGUCCUCCUCCUGCAUUCCACUCAUCUAUCAAGUUUCAUUGGGUGUUUGGUGUACAUGCAUUUAAUUGCACACAUGGGCUCAAUCUCUACUCAGACUCCUCUUGGCCUACCACCCCUCCCCUUCUGCUUUGCAUAGGGUUGGGUGUCUGGUUUCUUUAAGGGGAUCCAGAGUCGCGGUCAUCCAACCCUUCAAGAUGUGAGGACAAGGAUCAGUGAGGGACAGGAGUUCAUAUUCCAUGUUUUGUAUGUGAGUCUUUAACACAUGUUGUGGUGGUCCACUUGAAUUGGAAACUCUGAAAACUCUGAAUGGACCUGAACCCAGACAAAGGCAAUGAAGAACAAGAGGGGGCAGAGGGGAUUUGGGAUUGGACUAAGUGAGAUUAUUUGAUGUACGCCUGCUAAUACCCUAUUUAAGAAGUAUUUUGGCGUUUUUCAAACUCAAAGUAGUGCCAUGUUCGUUUCUGUAUAGGGGUCAAGAGGGUGCUUGUGUACCUUGGCUAUGAAUUUUGUGAGCAAUGACUCUCUUAUUCAAUGUGCAUCAAUUUCCAAUAUUUCAAAGUUUUGGCAUAUUUGUGACUAGGGCUGGACGAUGAAACGAUAAUGAGGUAUAUCAAAAAUGAUUUUCCCUCAAUAUCGAUAUGAAACAUGGUCAAUAUGCUUUUUGAUAGCCGGCGUUCUGCCAUGUUUUGGUAGACUAUACGAAUAGCCAAUGAAAAGGGGAGUUGCUCCAGGUCCGCGCCGCACUGAACUGAUGAUUUUGUCCGUUUUCUCAAGCGUAACGCCUUACGACAAAACGCUGAAUAGACACAAAGACCUUACAGAUGCAGUAGCUUAUUGUAUUGCGAAAGACCUGCUACCUAAUAAGCACUGUUAAAUUAUUUUUUUUAUAUCAUGAUAUAUAUCAAAAUCGACUUAUAUGGAAAAAAAUAUAUUGUGAUAAACUUUUUCCCAUAUCGUCCAGCCCUAUUUGUGACUAUAUCUAAGUGUAGAAGUAGAUGUAGUGGAAGAAAACUUUCUCUGUGGUUACUGCAAGAGCUCUUCUCAGCCAACACCUUGUAAGCCUGGUUUAAAGGUGUGAACUCAAUGGUUAGAGGGUGCAACAGCGUGCAAAUCUUGGAGGUAGCAUUGCUGAAAAGUGGAACAACUGGAAACCUUGACUGCAUCUGGAAGUUAUUUGUUUAAUGUUACACCCUAUGAGGCAAUUAAGAAGGUAAAUGCGGUAUUGUGUAGUUAUACAUAGGUCUUAGAAAAGUCAUCUAAGGCCAGUAGAAAGUCUUCAUGUUGUGUCAGGUUUUUUUCUUAAAUAGAGUCUAGCUAAGACAGACAUUUGUGGUGAUAUGUCAAGUGAAAAAGAGGAACCAAAACACCUGUCUGUAGUUUUUCUCAUGUCUUUUCUGUCAAGCUGUCUGUCUGGUUGGUACAGACUUUUUACCGUUCAGAUAGUUGAUCAUUUAAAAGACAGACAGAAAGCUUGGCUGCCAACUAAUUGUUCCCUGUUGACCAAAACCCUCCCUGUGUGUUAUCUUAGAUAUUAUUUCUGAUGUGCCUGCAGCCGUGCAGUGGAACAGAGAGGCUGGGCAAGUUGUGUGUUAGUUCCUCUGGGGCUGUGAGGGCCUGACAUCCAGAUAAGUGACUCAUAAAACCACAGGUGGUUCCCUCAUUAGCAGACAGCAGCCAGCAGUACAAGAGUUGUUGUGUCAUUCAGCUCAACUCCCCCAAGACCUCUGUAAGGGCAAUCUGCGCUUUAUGGUCUGUCUCAUCUUUACCCUCUGCCAAACACACAGCCCUGUUAAUUAACAGGCUGACUGGACAUAACACAGCUCCAAGGUGGCACUGUUUCCAAGGUCUGCAUGAUGAAAAUGUUGCAUCAUGCUAUUGUACUUAAGUAUUUUCAACUUCAGCUUAAGGGAUUUCAGGUGAGUAAUUACAGAAUCAAGGUAUCAGGUCUAAAACUGAUGACUGACAAAGCAGGGAAUAAAUGGAAAGGAAAUUAUCAAAGUAGAAAUUUUAAAGUAGGUAAUUAUUAAAUAAAUGUUGUAUUAUGCAACUGAAGUAUCUCAAAGAGAAAAGUACACUAGCUACAGUAGCUUAAUGAUAACAGCAAAGAAGUAACACUUUCUGAGACAUAGAUGUGUAAUGUUUUUUACUUGGGGGGUGUCAGGGUUUUGACCAAUGUGUCAUAUGGUGAUUAACAGGCAACCACUGAUAAACAGGAAGCAUGUUUGAAUGUUUCAUUGUUUGUAAAACGGAAAUCAAUUGAUCCAGUUGACAAAGUGCAAAGACAACAUCUCAAACAGUGACACUGAUCAAUGUUUUUUGAGAAAAAGGAGCUCCUUCUAAAUCUGAUGUCAGCAUGUUUCAAAACUUGGGACGGGUUGUGUUUACCUUUUUGUUGCACCACCUCUUCUUUCAACAACACUAUGCUGAUGUUUCAGAACUGCGGAGAACCAGUUCCUGGAGUUUCAAGCUUUCAGUUUGCGACAAGUCUCGACUGCAGGCAAACCGUUUUAGCACCUGGACUUUGCUACUACGCAGCUAUCAAGUUGUAAUGUUGGCAAAUUGCAGUUUGUCAGGGUCUUGUCUGAAAAAGGUAGCAUGGCAGCAUGUGUUAUUCGAGAACCUGUUUUGUUCAUUAUGGACAGUGCCUUCUCAGAUAUGGAAGCUACUGAUGCCAAGGGCACUUAUGCCUCCCUAUAUUAUCAGGAAAACUGGCUUUUGAAAUGUGCUGAUAACAAGCGGGGUCCUCCCCCUGGUCUUUGAAGCUGAGGACGGAUGUACACAAUUUUAAAAGAGAACGCCAAAUUAGGUUUGUCAGACCUCAAGACAGUUUUCCACUUUGGCUCAGGCCGGCAUUUUUGUUCCAUUCACAGAGAUAAUCAUAAAAAUGAUGACUUCCCUCUUUGAAUCAAAGAAGUGUGUUCACCAACAGUGGUUUAUAGAAGGGAUUUUAAGACCAUGUAGGGUUUUUCACUAUAAAGUUAGGUCUUUUUUUAAUGCACUUCUGCCUGAGGGCCUGAAAAACAUGGCCUUCCAGUACUUGUUUCUAGCACCAUUAAUCCAUUGGGGACUGUUUCCAAGGCGUUCUUUUUUCCCUGUUGUUUAGCAACAUAACCUCAUCAGUAUUUUGUUGUCUCUGUUCAAACUGUUUUAAAAUAAAGUCUUAAUUGAGGAUUUUAGACUUGGGGUUGUAUUUUGAUCUCUGGGAAAUUUAGGUGAGUUCAUCAACUGAUAACACCCCUUGAAUGGGCAAAAAUAUCUUUUUGACAGCUGAAGCUCAUAGUUGGUUUCCAGCCUGGCAGCCACUUAAAAGCUAAGUAUUGGGACCUGAAAUGUUGUGUGUAGAAAUCCUACAAAUUUUGAAAUGCAUCUGAGGUGGUGAAUGAGCAACAAAGGUUAUCAUUUUAUCCUUUUUUUUUUAAUAUAAAGAGAGCAGUUUGAAUCUCCAAUUACUACAAGAGUAGUCUAGUUAUCUCACAACAGUAAAGUGCUAUAUUUCCAGGGCAGUAGUAGGUGGAUGUUAUGUAAUGCACGUGUUGGAGCUUCUGUUGUCAGCUGGUGUAGCUAACAGAUUGAUUACUCACUGAUAAAAAUAGAUAUCUGACCUCACUGCAGUGGACUUAAUUCAAAGUAAAUCUACUCUCUCAAGGCCACCUUCCUCGUAUAUUUUUCUAGCUCUGACUUGUUUGUGUGACUGUGUUGAGAUGUUUGCGGCUUGUCCUGUUAGAGUUUGUUUUUCUCUAAGGCUGUUAUGACAUAUCUGGUGAAGGUUGCUAAAGUGACUUUCAAAAGGAUCUAUCACAGCAGAUAAUUUAUCUAGGAUCUAUGUGUUUGUGUUGCAAUGUGUUUUAUCACCAUGUCAGAUAUAUUAAUCUGUCUCCAUGACGUUGUUCCUUGAGAUGAAGAAAAAUCUGCAUCUUUUCUUUAAAAAAACUGACUCUGAGUCGAAGUGGGGUAGUAACGCUUUAAUUAGGUUUUAUCGAUUUGAGGACAACAAGAAUCUGGCAUGAAAACAUUAAAAAUAUGAAAGAAACAAAUUAAAUUCUAUAAUGAAGCUCAGCUAAUUGAAUUAAAGUCAUAAAAGAGGAGCUGUUUCGAAAAGUUGAAUCUUUUUUUUACCUAUUUUUCCAUCAUUCUUGCUUCCUAGCGACACAUCCACGCUAUUCUACCCCAGGCUCAGACCAACAUUUUUGAAGUAAAACCGAAUCUUAUUCUCCUUAUUUUAUUUCUGAAAAUAUGGUCGAAAAUCGGCGAGUUUUGGCCAAUUACCGAUUAGUCUCAAGCAGGCUAAAAUUGGCAGAUUUAAUCGGCUCACUAAAUCAGUCAGGCCCUAGUAAACAUGACAGAGAAAAUCAAUCCCUAACCGCUUUAUCCUGGUAUGUUAGUCCAACUCGAAACCCAAAUCAGAGUAGCUUUCUAACUGUCAGUUUCGGUCUUAUGUCUACGAUAGGAAAGCUUUACAAAGUUAUUAAAAAAUCUUUUAACAAAGUUUAGAAUAUGCCUUUUUAGAUGAUUAAGUUUUCUUAGAUAAUGAACUAGAUAAUGGAGAAUGAUGUGCAGUGAAUUGCUAGGGCUGGGAGUUGAACCAACACUGGUACCUGGAUGAGAGCCUCCAAAUCUGGGGCAUCCUGUCUAACUGCUGAGCCAAUACAGCUGAAAACAUUGUCUUUUUAGCGGCUCUAGACUUUUCCUCAAGGUUUGAUUUGGGCUUGGUCCUGCUCACAUAUUUAAAAUGAUAGUAACUCUAUGAUCCAAUUAUAGGAACAGUAACACAGCAGCUGUGUUGCUGCUCGGUUUAUUCUUGGUCCAUCCAGAUGCUGCAUACAGCUGUUCACUUGAGUCUAGUUCUGCUUUUAAGUUUCUGUCUUAUGUAGUUGAACAUUUGUGAGAGGUAGAAUACAUCAAAGAGUUUGCUCUAGACCUGUUCCCUUUUGCCAAGUGUCCUGAGACAGUUUUUGUUAGAGCUGGGUUCUAUAAAACUGAAGGAUUUUUGAUUGAGUACUUGGAAACCCAACAUGAGAGUUGAUGGGUGUUUAUUUUUGGCCCAAUAAAACACUUUUUAUCGGGCCGGUGGGGUUUGGUAAGGAAUUUGAGCUCUGUGAGAAUGAGUUCAAGUCCACACUAUCUGGCUAUUAUCCAUCAUUGCUUUUAUAGUGUUUUAAAUUAAUGGGUAAUCAGCUUAUUUUUCAUAUGUAUUCUAACUGUUUAUACAGGUUGGAUAGCAAUUCAUUUUGUGACUCACCACUUGUUGACUAAUUGAUAUGAAUAUUUUCAGAUGUCAGGCCAGAGCUUCCCCCUCUGAUUCUGACUCAUUUGACUCAAUGAUAAUUUCAAUUUGCCCAGGGUUGUUGGAUACAAAGCCAGGGAAAUGUCAAUCAAAAUGUGAUCUACGUCGCCAACACAGUUUUGUGAAAUCGUCUCAACACCAAGAAGAGCUGUAGUUUAAUCAAGGAUUUGUAAAAGUGAUAAGUGAUAUUGUUCUUAGCCGAGCUUUCAAUAUGGACUCUGCCAACGUCACAGUAGUGCUAAUGAGCUUCUUCUGGUCAACUUCAGUGUGUUAAACCUCAGAGUACAGACAGGUAUUGCGUCAGCUUGUGACAUGUUUUUGAGGUGGGCGAACGGAUCCUUGAAUCUUCAAAAUGCUUCACAUUCCGGGCAUAUUAUUCAUCUCUUCUGUGUCCACUGAAGCCAACCCUGCUGAAACCAUUCCCCUGACCCUCCCAAGUAAUUAAACAAGGACAGACUUUGUGCUGCUGGCCAGUGGGCAUCUUAACAUGUCAUAGUUUAGCACAACUGCUUACUGUGUUAGAGCGAAGCCUCUUCUGUAUAUCACCCUUCAGUUACUAAUAGGAAAAUUCAUACUUCAUAAAGCUUAGUGGGAGUAUAUGAACUGGACUUUAUGACUAAAUCAACUACUGGACCAUACAUAGUUAAUACUUAACCACAUAUCUGUCACUUUACCAGGCCGGCCCCAGCAGUGCAAAUAUUGGCUUUGUAUUGUCUCUGUGUUGGGCGUUAGUACAGAAGGUGUAAAAGGAUACAGGUGAGAGUAUGUUGUUCACUCUUUGUUAGUUUGUCUAUCUGGACAAAAAAGACCUGUAAAGGGAUACCUCUCUUUCAGAAACGGUAUAAAAGCACGGACAACACCCUUAGGACCCAAUACAGGGAGACCGCAAACAAAGCAUUCCUUUAACAACAGUGAUUUGAGGGGGAAUAUCAUGUUUGUUUGACGUAACAAGAGGAGAGUAUCUCAUGUAUUGUCGUGGUCGAUGGCAAAUCUCAUAUCAAGUCGAGCCUGUCAAACAUUGAGUGACCCAGUCCUAUUUUUUUUUCUUUGUCAGCAUGAAUAGAUAGAGACGACAUAACUCUUAUCAUCACACUGCCAGCACAGUUUUGUCUCUGUUGCAAUCUCCCUCCUCUUUAUUUUUGGCUGCAUCAUCUCACUUGUUAAAUAACAGCUAAAUCACUUCUUCUGUAAAGUCGCCCUGAAAGACUCUCAGUUGCUUUUUCCUGCGUUUUACAAGACGAUGAUUGAACCCUGCUAGGAUACCCCUAUGUGGAAACUCUGGAAUUGUUCGAGAUUCGUUGUAGUAUCCAGCUCAAGCUCAGGCAUGUCGUUGUUUUGAGAAGUUCUUAUUAUGACGGCUUCAGGAACUGGGUGUUCAAUUAUUCCGAGUGUUUCCCAAGCGGCAUCCUGCAUUUGUUAGAAAUGAGCUAUGUAUUCCAGAUGAUCAAGUGUUACUGUGGAGGCUUUUACAGGGGGGACAUGCAUGUCUGCGUGCCUAUCUGUCUGCAUGCCUGUCUUGUGUUUACAGCCUCCGGGCUAUACGGCUCUGCGCUAACAUCUCUUCAGUAUUCACGCACUCCUGACACUUUGACAAAAGCCAUUCUUUUCACCAUCAGAUUUUAAUCUCAAAAGCCGCAAGUGUUGUACAAACCGUAUAAACAACACAGAGUGAAAUGAACUACAGGAAACUAAUGUGCAGGAAUAGAGAUAGAGUAGUAGAAAGUAGAGUCAACAGGAGCUGGCUUCUGGUCAUGCUGGCAGGGAAACGAAUGAAGGAAGAGGCGAACUCUAAAAGACAGAAGGUGAAGAUAGGUCAGAGAAACAAUUUUCUUCCCCUCCCUCUGAGGCCGAUGCUUUUGAGUUUAUGAAAGAAGGAGAGGGAAUUUAAAGCGGUACAAGUUCCUCUUUAUUAUGAAGCUCAAACUCCCAUUAGGGAUUUUCAAAAGGCUUAAAACUUGCAAAGUAGCUUAGUAAUAUACACGAGAAUUUGUCAAGGCUGCAGUGCAAAAUAAUCAAGCAAACUUUAGCAGAGGUGCUGUGGUGUUAAAGUUCGACUAUGUCCUUAUUGCAUGUUGUUGUAGGCCUUUGUAGUGGAGUUGUUCAGUGCCACUCUCGGCUGCCUAAAGAUGGGCUAAGGAUGGACUGUUUGUGUUUGUGUCAGCUUGACAUAUUGCACUCUCGGGUGGGAUCUUUUUCUGGUGAUGUCACAUGGACCGCCUCGUACAUUUCCCCCUUCUGUCGCCCCCACUGUGCUUCUCAUAGGAAAGAUUAGCACACAGGGGAGAAAAGCAGAUACGGUAAGGCUUUAAUUGAGUGUAUGUGGUCCUGUAUACAGUUAUAGAUUCACUAAAGCUCAUUUCUUUCAACUGAUCCUACUGUUACUCUGUUGACUUUCUUGUGUUUGUGUUUGAAAACGUGAGCUGUGAGGAAGUGAUGACAUGAAACCAGUCAAGGGUCUGACCUUUGUCCCUGAGGUUUCAGCGAUGUUCUAUCUUUGAAUGGAGCGGCAGCUGCAGGAUGCCUGUGGAAGCCUGCUCCUCUUUGAUAGCGAUGUUUCGCUCAUUAUUUAUGUCUGUUUCCUCCUGUGUCCAGGCUGCACUAAAAGCCCUAAAAAAAAAAUAUUCUCUUUGAAAUGUAUUAAAACUAACUAUAUUUACAUCAGAGAGGCAUUUGAUUGAUAUGAGACAACUAAAGAGAUAACUUCUCAGCACAGGCGUGAGGACACUAACCUGCAAGAUGGACUAAAGGAUAGAGGUGCUAGCUCUGCAAGAGUUAGCCACACUGGCCAUUUUUUGAUUGCUUUUGGACGAGGGCUGGGCGAUAUGGCCUCAAAUCAAUAUCACAACAUAUUGAGCAGUUCACCUCAAAUGGACGAUAACUACUCCACAAGCUGCUCACCCACUUUUGAACCCUCCUCCAUCUCCUCACCUGUCUUUCCCUCGUUGUUACGGACUGGAUGAGGUGGAGUCACGUCUCUGACGCAGGACGUCUUAAAGGGACAUGAGACCACAGCCUACCUACACACAUCCAAAACUAACUUUUAUUUAUUUGUUUUAUUGACACCAAAUAUAUUAACCUGGGCAAAAUGACGUUGGUUGUUGUUUUCUGAUAAUCAUCCAGCCCUACUUCGGUCUAGUGAGCUAAUAUGGAAAUAAACUUCCCGUUGAAAUGACAAGGAAAUCAGUCACUUUGAAACACCCAUAGUCCCAGUUUUGUUUCAGACAUAUGUGUACAAAAAGAUGUUUGCAUUAUGCCGUCCAACCAAAGGCUGGAUCAGAAAAGACCAGAAAGAAAACUGCGUUCUAAAAUACUCAGAGAAAAGGUGGACAAACAUUUUUGUUCUCUGACAAAAAAAAAAAUGCUCUGCACAUAUUUUUUACACCUCAGGGAUACACUCAAUAAACAAAACUGUGUUUGUGUACAGGAAACCCCACAAGGCUUUUUUUUUCAAGUUAAACUUGCUCUGCUAUUGUUCACACCACCAAGGGGGGCCUUGAGACAGCCUUGUCAAGUCUCCACCCAAAACCACGAUGCAGCACUUCCUCAAAACCAAGUAGAAGAUUGUGACUGAGUGGGUGUUUUGCAAAGCUUUAACAUCACAGAUUUGAUGAAGUGAAAGUCAAGUGACAAUUCAUAAUAGUAGUUGAUUUUUACUCAAGUGCCUCAGACUGAAAAAGUUACUAUUUCACUACAGAUCAUGGCUGUUAACUUUAGAGUAAACGCCAACGUUUUUACAGCCUCAUCUAAAGACGAAGAGGGUUGUGGGUGUGGUGUCACUUUGAACUGAGCGACUCACAUGCUGACAGUUCAGACAAGUUGUUUGAAGCAGGGCAGGCUGGGAGAUGCUGAGUGAAACCCUGCUGGGUAAAUAUUGAUUUUGGGGGAAGAAAUAUUAGGUCUCAGUAAAAUAAUAAUUGUAAACCAGUUGGCUAAGUUUUCUCAGACAUGUGAGCACACUUCAAACAAUAUGGGACUGUAAUAAAUAUUUCCAGUAGUGCUAUGAAAGCAUGCGGUUGAUUAUUCAACCCGGAGAUAAGGUGUGAGUUGUAAUGUACACCUCAGGCUGUCACACAGAAGCAUGGUUGUUUUUCCAUUGCAGUGGGUGUAAUUUGCAUGAUUUAAACAACCGUAAGAUUUUCCUCUGUCCUUCAGGAUUAAAACAAUGAAAGUCGUGUUUAAUGCACCUCCAGGGUGUGUAUUUCUUGCUUCAAGUCAAUGCCCACGUGUUUAUUGUUAUAUGACACAUAGCUGAGAUGAUUUAUCCCUGACAGUAAGUGUAAACUCUCUGUCGGUUGGUUUAUGCGCACACUCAUAGUUCUUGUUUGUAAAGCAUAUAGAUCACUGACUCUUUAAAACCUCAAAAACCUGAACACUGUUUUCUCCUGCUGCGUGCGUGCAGCGCUGAGUGCACCUGCUGUGUGUUGUUUUAAUACGAGGUGUUGGUUAAAAAAAGGUCACUUCCUUCUUACGCAUCAAACAUCCUCAAAUCAAUGAUGUGCGUUCUCUAAGUACAAGGCGGCUUCACAAUGUGUAAACACCCGACAAUAGAAGUCCCUGCUCAGUAAGCACACACCUCACCUCUCAAAGUAACGAUCCAAUCUCUCUCUGUGCCGUCUUCCUCCUGGUGUUGAGAAGUUUUUGUGCUUGCUAAAGCGAAACAAAGGCUUUCAAGUGGAAAACCCGGCUUUGUUUGGACAGUUGCUUCAGUUGUUUUCUUUUUAUCUUGAGUAAAAGGCUGAAGUAUUUCUGGACUUUCCUCUGUCUCUGUAGUUCAGUGCACUUAAAACAGUUCUGUGAUCAAGUCAGCCCACUUCUGAUUUUCACCUGUUAAGCCUCUGGCAAGAAACUAUAGCAUUAAAGGGAUAUUCUGGUGUAAAAUUAAUUUAGGGUUAAACACACGGUAACACCGAGUUAGACACCCCCUCGAGAGGUGAAUGUUGCCGACCGCUUGCUUCUCUAGUUAUACCAACUUUAGUAACAACCGCACAACAGCAAUACACAGCGGUCUGAGGAGCCAUAAACAAAGCUUUUCUUCGUGGAAAUGCAAUUAGACUGAGACGCUAAGGCAGAAGAACUACAGCAUCUGCAGUGCAAAAUAAGUAAUAUGGUGAUUAUUACUUCAGGGAAAUGAUGAAGAAAUGAUCAUAAAUGUUCUUCCUUGAGCUGCGUCACCCUGCAGCAGUCCCUAAUGGACUGGCCUGAGGUCUCUGUACAAACAAGCAGCUGCUGGAAAAGAGUAGGUGAGUUGUGUUUACUGUAUUUUUUGCACUAUAAGGCGCACUAAAAAUGCUUUUGGCUUGUCGGAGCACUGCAGCUACUGUAGCCUCAUGGAGAUGCGUGCAUUGAUGGUGCGCCUUAUAAUCAGGUGCGCCUUAUAGUGGGAAAAAUACGGUAGUCUCUUUGCUAAAGAAAUUAGGCAAAGUAAAAAAGAUGUGUGGUGGCUAGUGCUAUGGCUAGGACCCUAUAUGUCCUGUUGAUGAAGUUAGGUGCUGUUCUGAGCAUUAUUCGUGGCUAUAGAGUGGCGUUUUGGUUGAGGUUUGUUUAUGGCUCCUCACACCACUGUGUAUCGCUAUCUGCGGUCGUUACUAAAGUUGGUAUAACUAGAGAAGCAAGCGGUCGGCAACAUUCACCUCUUUAGGGGGUGUCUAACUCGGUGUUACGUUGUGUUUGACCCUAACUUAAUUUUAUGCCAGAAUAUCCCUUUAAAGGCCCCACCGCUUGGUCAUCAUCCAGUGUUUGUUUACCUCAGCACAUCAGGCUUUGCUGUGGUGGGAUUUUCCUCAACCUCGUGUUAAAUGCAGAUUCCUUAUUAGCCUACAGCCAGUGCAAUGUCCCGUGUGCACCACAGCUGAGUCUAUUUGUAUCAUUUUACCCACUCAUGUUAUUCUGAUGCAUGUCGUUUUAGUGAAUAACCACCCACAACUUAAUACACAGCUGAUUUUAAUCGCAUUGCAACCUCAUAUCCACGAUUUAGUUCUUAAACAAAGAUUAGUUUAUAGUUUCAGGAUUAAUUUGUUUUUCCUAUUGCCAGUUAAGUUGAGUGAGAUUAUUUCCCCACCGAGCUCUCUGUAAGCUGAUUCAUAGACCAAAGGUCCUCUGCACAAAGCUGACUCAGUGACAGCUAAUCUCUAAUGUGUCUGAAUUGUACACACUGUUAACCCUCUGAUGCAAUAGCUCCUUUUUUUCCUUUUCAAUCUUUUGCUCUGCUCAGUUCUGACUCCCUUUGCACCCUUAACUCUGCUAGUUUGGCAAGUAUUUUCACACUUUCUCUUAAGUUUGUGUGUGUGUUACAUUCAGGGUUAUAAGGUCAAAUUAUUCUCUGAAGCUUGGCAGGAACAAAUCAGAUGCCAGGUGUUUGUUGGAGUUGUGGAUGACCCAGCUUGUAACCCAUUUUUUUGGCCCUGUUUUUCUGGCCUAAAUGUGCAGGCCUCUGAGCUGAGCUGAGCUGAGCAGAGGGGAGGAGAGAUGAGGUACUGAUGUGCAGUUUGUUGUCCUGCCAACCAGCCUUUUGGCCUGCUAGCUGAGCUCGGCUGGCUGUGUCUGGGCCUGACUGCUGGCUGAUUGCCCUCUUCACAGGGGUGGGGCUGUCUCACUGCUCGGUGCUGACCUUCACUCUGAUUUAUGAUUUCCUCCUUGCAGUCUUCCCCCCCCCCCCUCCUGACUCUGUCUUUCCCUCUAUGCAUGCAGUAGAUCAGGACAUGCCCUCAGAUGUACCUCACACUCCCCCUUGAACACAAGCAGGGCCACCCCGAGUCCACCGCCGACAUCGCGCUGUGUAAACAAACUCAUGAUAUGUAGCAGAUGUGUGGGUUUGUUUCUCGUCUUGUUAAUUUGGAGCUUUGCUGUUGCCUGAAGCUGGACUGAGAGAAACACACACUAUGGAAAACAAUAUUUACAAGUUAAAAAGCUGGUUAGACAAAAUUCCCCCUUUGCUAAAUUUACAUUUUAGGAACUUCUGUCAUUUAUGUCUUUGUUUUUGAGCGAUGUACCGUUACAGUAAACUAAAAGACAUGUUCAGAUUAAUUUGCAAACUCCAGCAUUAAGGUCCUUUCACACCGGGACCGUUUUUAUUCUGCGAUUAUUUGGGACGUCAGCGUAGGCCUGGGCGAUUUGGCAAAACAAAUGAUCACAAUAUAUUUUUUCAUAUCGUCCGAUCUCGAUUAUUAUCACAAUUUGUUUUUAAACUGUUUAAAAAUUUUAAGUUUUAAAGCAUCUGUACUAAAAACUGAAGAAACUAGAGAUUAGUUCAACAUUUUAUUAAACAGAUCUGUCGUGUUGCCGGUUUUUGAAGCCAUCGACGUACCUUACACAUAAGCGGAAUUUUUCGUCGUCACUUUGGAGAUACCCGAACCACCACCACACAACCAACGUUGAAUAAUUUUCGUUCUCAACAAUAACAUCUUAGGAGGAUGACUCAAAGUCACGGUUCCCGUUCGGUCAUUCUCUUUACUUCUCCGGCAACUUACAGAAGUGAGCAGUAUAGACUCUGAUUGACUGUUGUGACGCACAUUUCCGCCAUGAUUGAAUGAGUAAAUACGCUCACAGCUGAUCACUGUGAUCGAACUGAAAUUUAUCACGAUCAUCGAUCACAAUCAUAUAAUCCCAAUUCGCCAUCACUUGAAGUUGAAGUAGUCCUCUCGCUUCCGCCUGGGACGCUGUGGGUUGUUUAGGGAAGGUCCCGCCCUCCUUCGCCUCUGAUUGGCUAUAAGUGCUGACCGUUUGGCUUGAGCGUGUGAUGACAUUUCCAGCAUUACUAGCCAAUCAGAGGUGAAGGAGGCGGGAGUUUCCCCCCGGAAAGUCUUCCCGGGAUGCGUCUUCCCCCCCCCCAGAAAGUCGCAAAAUCGCAUCGGGCUUGAUGUGUAUAGUUAGGCACGUCAAAAUUCGCCUCUGAAAAUUCGCCUUCUGUAAUUCAUGUCGGCCCCGUGUGUAAGGACCUUUAAACUGUAGAAAUCAAGAUUUACGUUUUUGACCCUGCCUGUUAAACAUUUCAAAUGCAUGAUUGAUCCCUGCCCUGUUAAGCGUGUCCUUUUUUCCCUCCAUAUCCAUCAUUUCUCUCGCCUUCACUGCUGUUAGAGUUUUCCUAAUCACAGUGGUUCGCUGAAAAGUACCAUUUAUUCAAUCCUCAGUCGAAAAGAGAUUUAUAUAUCAAGCAUCAUUUGUAAGAUCAAGUCAGGAUGUGGUCACUGAUGUACAAAAGUGUUUCCCUAAUGCAAGACUCAGAGUGCAGAACCCUGCAGAUUCACACUGUUGCUGCUAUUAUAUAGUAAGAGCUUUUCAUAAAUGUUUCAUGGCUGUGAAAUGGAGCUUAACUUCUUAAUUUUCAGUGAUUCAGUGUUGGCAAAACAACCUGUGACUCAGCCUGCUUCUUUAUUUCCUCCAAGAGUUCCAGCUUCCAGGUCGGACCAGUCAUCCGGUCCAUGACUGCGCCCAGUAGAUUUUAGGGAGUGGAUGUGAGAGUCAUCACUAGAUUCUGAUUCAUGGCGUUUUCCUUUUUUUACAGGGAACAUUGUGCAGGAAAGAGCUGAUGAGGUGAAGAAAGCCCGAAGGAGAUCACCGAGGUUCAACUUCUAUCUAUCAGCCUCGACCCUGAGUCACCCUGCCGCCUUCUGUCUGCCACGUCGCUUCAAGAGGAGGCAGGGCUCCCUCUGGGUGCAGGAAACACCAUGUGCCAAAACAGGAGAGGACUCGCCGCUGCCCCAUAGACCGCAGAAUCCCUCGCCGUCUUGCUAGUCCGAGGACCCUGCUAAUCCUCUGCGUUGCCCGCCGGCCAACAUGAAGAAGGUGGCACUAUGGUCAGCGGAGGACGUCUCUGACUGGCUGAGCAAAGAGGGGAUGCCGGAGUACAUCGAUGCUCUGCAUGAGACAGGAGGUCCCGCUCUGCUGAGGCUCUCAGAGGUUGAUUUCCAGACGCCUCCCCUCUCUCUGGUUUCCUCUGAUGGUGGACAGCAACUGUUGGAGCGACUGGAAACGCUGCGGAUAGAGAAUCACAUCGAGGCUCACAAAAACGGGCAUGCAAACGGACACAUCGGUGGGCUCCCGAAUGGAACCACCAAGCCUCAGAGGAAUGGCACAUUAGGGAUGAAGGACUUCAGGAUGGAGAUGGUCCACAUCCCCAUCCCAACGAUGGAGACCGCACGGUCCUCAUUCCCCCCAGAGUGGGGGAAGACGGGGAUCGCUUUCGUCUACGCAGUGGUGUGCUUUGUUACGACCACUGUGGUCAUCUCAGUGGUGCACGAGAGAGUUCCACCUAAAGAGCACACCCCACCACUACCUGACAAGUUCUUCGACCUCUUCAACAGAGUGGAGUGGGCCUUCUCCAUCUGUGAGAUUAACGGCAUGCUGCUGGUGGCACUCUGGCUGAUACAGUGGAUGCUACUGAAGCACAGGUACAGUCCAGUUUGUUCACUCUUUAGUUUGAGGUAAAAAUCUAGAGUCCAACUGAAUCAAAACUUCUUUACUUUCCUUUUUUUCCAGGUCCAUUGUAGGCAGGCGGUUCUUUUUCAUUGUGGGCACACUCUACCUGUACCGGUGUAUAACAAUGUACAUCACCACUCUGCCUGUUCCUGGGAUGCACUUCAAAUGCUCUCCAAAGGUAAAAUCAGCACACUUUAUCUUCACUCACUACUUUUUUUUUUUACUUGCCUGCUUUUGGCACAAACUUGCAGAAGAUAAAUGACUUUUUGUGAGCUAAAAGCCUCUGAGUGCUCUCAGCUUACCACGAUGCGAAGAAACAAAUGUGCACGUUCAGUUUUGUUUUACCAGAUGGUAAUUGCCCUUAAAUAAUGUAGCAACAAUUUUCCAGUUGAAAAGCAGUUUUAUGUCUUUGCUUUCAUUUGAGAUGCUGUCAGAUUUAGCUUUUCUCUUGGGGUUUUCCCUAAAGUACUACCAAAUGGACAAACAGUUUCAGUUCAAGGAAUUAAAAAUAUAUAUUCAAAAAUAUUACAAUUAGUCUGGUUGUGAAAUGUCAGUGUUAAAGUCAUUCAAACUGUUAAAAUAAACAAACUACUAGUUAAGGAGACAUGUUACAACUCAUUGACCUCCAAACAUUUACUUUUUACAACCUUAUGACAUUAUUAUGACAUUUAGUCUCAAUGUACAAACAAGAAAAUACAAAUGUAAAUCGUCUUGAGAUCUGUGUUAGGCACAAAUACAAUAUAUGCAGGGGAAUUUACACUUAACUAAACUAAAUUUGUCCAAAUAGUUGCUUAAAAGACAAAAACUGUUGACACAUUAUAUUUUAAAACUGAAUAUUUUCAGACUGUUAGAAAGGCCAUUCUUUAUUUUCUACUUUUUUUUCUGUUAACCUCAUUUGGCUGCUAAUAAUGUUGAAUAAAGGAGCGUAGCUUUAACUGAGAUGCUUAUUUGCACAGUUUUUUUGAAAUAAUAUUUUCUAAUUUAAGGAUAUUGAUUACCUUUUGUUCUUGGGCCCAAAAUGAGAUCAGAAUCUGAUUUUAAAAAUUCAGUUUAAAUUAAUCACUGAAGCGAUUAGAAAGUUAUUUAGAAAAGAAAUGUGUUUGAAAGGAAGAAUCAGGCUCAUCUAACAUUACGGUGAUUUGUGUCUUUCAGCUGCUCGGGAACUGGGAGGCACAGACGAGGAGGAUAAUGAAGAUGAUCGCUGGUGGAGGUCUUUCUAUCACAGGUUCACACACCAUGUGUGGGGACUAUCUGUACAGUGGACACACCGUCAUGUUAACGCUAACUUACCUCUUCAUCAAGGAAUGUAAGUCGCUCUAUGUUCUUGUAGAAAUGCUGAAAAUUCACCCUUUAUCUCGCUGCAUUUUCUCUAACUGUGAUUGAAUAAUGAUGAAUGUGCAGCAGAUAAUCUGACAGCUCCAUCUGCUAUAACCUUCUGCACACUUACAUGUUUAUUAUGAGUCCUGCUUGAUUUCACAACUUCCAGGAUCUCCCUCACCACAGUUUUCACUUCCAUCUGUAUCUUCCUGACUAAGUGUCAUUCUGCCGCGCUCUCGCAACACGUCUACAAAUAGUCUCAGGAAAUGUUGACAAAGAAAAUGCAGAGGAAGCGUUUUUGCUAACCAAUCACAUGUCAGUCAACACGUCAGUUUGAGCAUGUCAAAACAUUACUGUUAUACAAUCACAUGAUCCGUGCCUCAGCCUCAUCUCUAUUAUCUCACUUAUUUGCUCCAUAAAGCCGCACUGUUGUUUUCCCCGAGCACAAAGGUCACACAGAGUUUUUACUGCUUGGCCGAGUGGCGGAUGUUACAUUUCUGUAGCUGCGUUUAAGUCAACAGUCUGUCCUCUGCUGAAUCAUACGGUCCCUCAACAUUUUUCAAGCAGUGACAUCUAGUGGUGAAAAGGAGAACAGCAUGGUUAAUAUUUCUCCUCUGAACUUCUGAGGCCUGUCCGUAUUUUUCCACCCUGUAGCUGAAGCUCAAGGCCCUCAUGGUAUAUUGAGCUUCAUUAUUUCAGCCUGCGUCUAUGAUGUUGCUCAUCUUCUCAUGUUCAUUUGGCAGAUUCCCCCAGGCGGUUCUGGUGGUACCACUGGUUCUGUUGGAGCUUGAGCGCAGUAGGGAUUUUCUGCAUCCUUCUGGCCCAUGACCACUACACUGUGGAUGUGGUGGUUGCAUAUUUUAUCACAACACGCCUCUUCUGGUGGUACCACACCAUGGCCAACCAGCAGGUGAGUGUAACAACAAAGACUGUGAGACAGUGAGCACAAAGGUCAAUUCAGUGCUGUUUAGCCCAUAAUAAAUGCUGUACUGAAUGUGUUACACUGAAUGUGAGUGGAGGGUUGCCAGAAGUCCACAGCUCACUGAUUUUAUCAAGUUCGGUGACUCAAUUAAGAUCCGUUAAUCCUAUAAUCUAGGACGACAAAUAUGAGAGCAGCUACAGUUGGCACAAGCUAGCUUUGCACACUUUAAAGAUAACACCCCUGUUGUUUUAUUCUUUGACUUUUGUCCCCAACAUGUCACCGUGUUAUACAUUAAGCCUCUGAGGUACUGAGAGGUUAAUUUUUGGCUAGAGCAUAGCCAGCUGUACCCAGUCUUUGUGCAAAUGUAAGCUAAGCAGCUCCGCUCUACAGCUUCUGGUUAACUGCACAGACGUAACUGUAGAUACUUUUCAACUAGGGAAAUUAGUCUGAUCCAAACCGAUUGAUAUGUUUAGCUUUGAAGAGCGUUUAAGACUUUUUUUGCAGGUAUUUCAUUCACUUGUUCAGCAAAUAAUCAAAAACACUUUACAUCCUGUUAUGAACUUUUAAUUCAGGACAACACCUGUCAACUUUUCAAUCAGUAAAUCAAUCAGACUUUAUUUUUAAAGCACUUUUCAUACAUUGAAUGUAGAACAAAGUGUUGUCUAUUCACACAGGGUAUUAAAAAACAAUGAAGUAAAAUAAAUAAACAUACAAAUACCAACCCCCACUCAACACAUACAGCUCUCACAUGUUCAAACAUACAGAUGCACACCAGAUGAGGACUCUUCAACCUGCCACAGGUGACUGAGGAAACGCUAUCAUAAGUUAAAAAAGAUGAGGAAACAUUGGAUCUAGGACUAAAACGAUAAAACCAUGAUAAAAUAUAAUAAAGGUGAUAAAGCGGUAAAAGUCAAUUAAAUAAAACAGUCUUAAAAUCAAACAAUAAAAGAAAGUAAAUUAAAAAAGAGGUAAAAAAAACACAAAAUAGUCACUCUAGGACUAAAAUAGCAUAAAAUCACAUAAUGCAGAUUAAAAGAUUAAAACAAAAUUUAAUUAAAAGUCAGACUAAAAAGGUAGGUUUUUGAUUUACUUUUAAAAAUAUAAACAGUAGGUGUUGCUCUCAGGUCUGCAGGUAGGCUGUUCCACAGCGGGGGAAUGUAAUGUUGGAAUGAUGAUUCACCGCAUGUUUCAGUUUUUAAUUUGGGAACAAUUCAAAGACCACUACCUGAAGACCUGAGGGCUCUACUAGGCUCAUACGGUAAAAGCAAAUCAGACAAAUAAGAAGGACCAAGACCAUUAAGAGCUUUAAAAACUAACAAAAGAACCUUAAAAUCUACUCUAAAAGACACAGGUAACCAAUGCAGAGAUUUUAAAAUUGGCGUGAUGUGAGCUCUCUUUCUGGUCUUCAUCAGCUUUUGUCUGUAGUCUUAUUUGAAAUAUCAGUAAAGUUUAUUUAACGAACCUAAUUGACCUUUUUUUUUUUUUUUUGGAUGUUUUGUUUCAGUCACUGAAGGAGACUUCCCAGAGUAACCCGUUCUCUCGGGUGUGGUGGUACAGACUGUUCCAAUACUUCGAGGAGAACGUUAACGGCACGGUCCCUCGUAACUAUCAGCUGCCAUUGUCAUGGCGAGUGCUCCCGUGGAACCGUGGCGUGAAGUACAGCCGACUGGACACCCAGUGACCACUCACCGUGUCAGCUGGCAAGAAAGGACUUUGACUUCCAUAAGUGCUGUUUUUACCACAGCGGAGAUGGCACUGUUAAAUGUAGCGCUGUCUUUCCCCCUCUGGUAACAGACACACCCCUGUCCACAUGGGUAGCACUGUGACCCACCUAGUAUUUUUUUUUCCUUCAUAUACAUGAGUAUACAUUAAGGUAUAUUAUUUACAUAAAGUAUAUUAUUUUUGUUUUUCUCGUCUUUUUCUCCUCUGGUAGUUUUUGUCAACGCAGAGCACUAAUUUAUAUCAGUUCCAUGUCUUUUCCUCUUUAAUGCCACAUGAUGGUUUGUGUUUUUCAGCAGAGCCUACAAAGCAUUUCGAUAAACCUCUAAAUUGCAAUUUUUUGGGGGCCCAAAAAGGCUUAACUUUCCUUUUUCCCUCUCUCUGCACAAAACCAUAGUUAAUGUCUUCAUGUUUUUCAAGAUUUUCAGUGCAUACGGUGUCAAUCAAAUAUUUGAUAACCAAAAUGCCAUAAGCAUUUUUUCAUUUUUUUAAAAUAGCGAUUACUUUUUGUAAAAUCGCCCUUGCUAAAAUGAGUCAAAGGUGCAAAAAAUAAUUUUUCUUAAGUAUGUCAAACUUUAUUUUUCAAAAACAAAUGAUGUCCAAGAAAAGAUUUUUAGAUUUUUACCUUUUUCAAGAUGGAUAACUGAGAGCAUCAGAAUCUAAUGUGGUGAAACAUAAAUCCAGUGCCUUCCUUAGCUUGAUUGUAAAACAGUUCAAGUACUAUGUGUCUUGUGUCUCUGUGCCACGGCUGUGAACACGCUGUGGUACAAGGUGGUACUUAGUUAUCAGUCUUGUUCCCAUGAAUGUAAAAACAACUAAGCCAGCCUUACAGUCAAAUUGGUUUCCCCCUAAAUUUAGGUGCAGUGAGUGAAAUGUCCAGUCUGUUAAUUUUUGAUGCUUUAUGAUGUCAGUCUGGGUGUAGCAGCUCAAUACUGUUCUAACAGAAAAUCAAGGACUGUUAAUAGUAUUUUUAUGUCUGUAUCAUUUCAUUUCUAUCAAUCAGUCAUUAACAAACACCAGCCAUGCUUAAAGCCCAAUCACAUCUGCUCAGUCGCCCGCUGUGUCUGCUAGUUUGACUUUCCACCAUGACAUUACUCUUUGGCUGAGUUAUACUGGACCUUACACUCUUGUGCAUCAUUGCUGCAUUUCUCACUCAGGAGAUAAUGAGCCCCCAUGCUCUUGUUCCCCACAAUUUCAACUCCUUAUUCUCAUUACCGUCUUUGUCUUGUGUCUGUGUUUUAGUGAAGAGCUCUCGAAGGAAAUGUGACACUUCCUUUGAGUAAAGGGAAUGUCAAAGUUCUGAAAACAGAAGCUGUUUAGAGUUUCUGAGCAUGCCUGACAUGAAUCUGUACAUGGCUUUGUUUGGCUUUUUUCUUGUACUAUAUCAAGCUGCUACUUUACAGUUCGAGGACGACGUCUCCUCUACAUUUCCUCCUUAAGUGCAAACGCCACAACGAUCUCUCUAGGAGUAGCAAACACCUAGCAUGGGACUUGUUAAUGGGGAACAAGCUGAGGCAUGAUGCACAGAGCUGGUGAUAUAUUUGGAUACCAUUGAUUUCCAUGAAUGUGAAAAUGCAUUUGUAUUGUUGUUGUUUUGGCUCUUUUUCUUUGUGUAACUAUGACUGAAAGUUUAAAGAAUAAUUAUUGCACAAGUUCAUCUAUAGGGAAAAAUUUAACUCAAUGUGAAAGUUUAAUUUUAAAAUACAGCAUAAACAGUUUAAUGAGAACUGCACUAAGCUUCAGAUGAUACAUAUUCCAAAUGAGUAAUAAUGAUGUAAUAAAUUAUAUUGUUUAAGGAAGAGGUGAGAACAUAACUUUAAUGUUAGCUUAAAAGUCUAAUACAUUUAAAUGCCAACAUGAGUCUUAAUGUUUAAGAUGAAUAGCAGCACAGGUUAACCUUCCUUCCUUCCUGUAGCAUCGUCAAUCAUUUCACCUCGACAGUCUUUAAGAGCACAGCAGGUUCCAUAAAUACAGCCAAAUGUUUGAUUUGUGACCGUGUUGGAAGCAAUGGUUUCUCUAACUAAUGUUGUACCAGGGUUUUGAUGAGAAUGAAGGUUGGAGUUCAUGUUAGUCCUCUAGUUUGCCAAUCAUUUAUUUUUGUCUGUAAGAAAUGAAAUUUUGUUAUCCUGUAUGUUUCUCUUCAAACUCCUCGCCCCUCUUUGUCCCUUUUUGUGUGUAUACCAGAUGUUUGUAAGAUAUGAUAAAGGAUUCUACUUGGGACGCUUUUGAAUAAAACAUUUUACUAUAAUGUACAUGA
Molecule: messenger RNA, 26222 nt
Organism: Xyrichtys novacula (pearly razorfish)
Lineage: Eukaryota; Metazoa; Chordata; Actinopteri; Labriformes; Labridae
Source: the annotation of a GenBank genome assembly